Messenger RNA from Arvicola amphibius (Eurasian water vole), 682 nucleotides. RefSeq names its product extracellular matrix protein 2. Bases 69 to 632 code for a protein of 187 amino acids. Gene Ontology annotation, molecular function: collagen V binding; heparin binding; protein binding. Lineage: Eukaryota; Metazoa; Chordata; Mammalia; Rodentia; Cricetidae. Gene Ontology annotation, cellular component: extracellular matrix. The record is from RefSeq and is a predicted model, not a curated record. The transcript has 3 exons. Gene Ontology annotation, biological process: extracellular matrix organization; positive regulation of cell-substrate adhesion.
UAUACCUAGAAAAUAAUCAAAUUGAAGAAAUAACUGAAAUUUGUUUCAAUCAUACCAGAAAGAUUAAUAUGAUUGUACUACGUUAUAAUAAAAUAGAAGAAAGUCGGAUUGCUCCUUUAGCAUGGAUAAAUCAAGAAAAUCUUGAAUCUAUCGACUUGUCCUAUAACAAGCUUUACCAUGUCCCCUCCUAUCUACCUAAGUCUCUGCUGCACCUUGUACUAAUUGGGAACCAGAUUGAACGGAUCCCUGGCUAUGUUUUUGGCCAUAUGGAACCUGGCCUGGAGUACUUGUAUCUGUCAUUUAAUAGACUUUCUGAUGAUGGUGUGGACCUAGUCUCAUUCUAUGGGGCAUAUCAUUCUCUGAGAGAAUUAUUUCUGGAUCACAAUGACUUAAAAUCCAUACCACCUGGAAUACAAGAAAUGAAAGCACUACAUUUUCUGAGGCUGAACAACAAUAAGAUUCGGAAUAUUCUUCCUGAACAAAUUUGCAAUGUUGAAGAAGACGAAGACUCUGCUCUAGAACAUCUUCAUCUUGAGAACAAUUACAUUAAAACUAGAGAAAUAUCCUCUUAUGCAUUUUCAUGCAUAAGACUGUAUUCAAGUAUUGUUCUUAAACCACAAAAGAUCAAGUAAUUUCAAGUUUUCUUUUGCCAUUUAUAAAUUUUACUCAUGCAUUAAAAUUA